Molecule: messenger RNA, 1659 nt
Organism: Quercus robur (English oak)
Lineage: Eukaryota; Viridiplantae; Streptophyta; Magnoliopsida; Fagales; Fagaceae
Product: tRNA (cytosine(38)-C(5))-methyltransferase 2
Exons: 10
Coding region: 102-1337 (411 amino acids)
Molecular function (GO): methyltransferase activity
Source: RefSeq, a predicted model, not a curated record
AUAAAAUUCUAAAUUAAAGCCUAACAAGAUUAGAAUAGAAGGCAACCUGUGUGUGUGUGUCUCUCUCUCUCUCUCUCUCUCUCGGCGGAGAAGACGAUCCCAUGGCGGGGCUGGGUUCUGAGAAGCAAGAAGAAGACGAGCAGCCAUGGAAAGUCCUCGAAUUCUACAGUGGUAUUGGUGGCAUGAGGUACUCGCUAAUGAAGGCGGGUGUAAAUGCAAAAGUAGUGGAAGCUUUUGAUAUAAAUGACAAAGCAAAUGAUGUUUACCAACACAAUUUUGGUCACCGUCCCUAUCAGGGAAAUAUUCAGAGCCUGACUGCUGCUGAUCUCGACAGCUAUGGGGCACUUGCAUGGCUUCUUUCUCCUCCUUGCCAACCCUACACUCGACAAGGUCUCCAGAAGCACUCUGGUGAUGCUAGGGCAUUUUCUUUUCUCAAGAUUCUUGAACUUAUACCACAUACUUCUCAGCCUCCAAGUAUGUUAUUUGUGGAAAAUGUUGUUGGAUUUGAGAAAUCUGAUACUCACACAAAAUUGAUUGAGAUAUUGGAAAAGACAAACUUUGUUAUACAGGAGUUUAUUUUGAGUCCUUUGCAAUUUGGCGUCCCAUAUUCUAGGCCUCGUUAUUUUUGCCUGGCAAAAAGAAAACCUUCUUGUUUUCAAAAUCAUUUCCUGAAUAACAAGCUGCUUUGGUCUCCAAUCCCAUUAUUUGGGCAUGAUGAUACCACAGUGGCCAAUGAACAUGAUCAAUCACAAGAGAACUGGGAUAGAUUGCUUCAGUCAUGUGAGCCAGUACAGAAAUUUCUUGAAUUCAAAAAUCAUAGCAACCAAUCGGAUACCGAAUCUGGUUGUCUGGACACCACCCAUGUUUCUACUGAAGCUUUUGGAGAUCUUGAGAAAAAUGAUAAGGGGAAUGAGCUUGUUGGUAGCUCUUUAGACCAGUACUUUGUUCCAUUAAGCUUGAUAGAGCGGUGGGGAAGUGCUAUGGAUAUUGUUUAUCCUGAUUCAAAGCGUUGCUGUUGUUUUACUAAAAGUUAUUAUCGGUAUGUGAAGGGGACUGGCUCACUUUUGGCUACUGUCCAGCCAAAGAAGAAAGGCAAGUCAUCCCCAUUGAAGGAGCAGUGUCUUAGAUUUUUUACUCCUAGGGAGGUUGCUAAUCUACAUUCUUUUCCGGAAGAUUUUCACUUCCCGCAGCAGAUAAGCCUUAGACAACGGUAUGCAUUGUUGGGUAACAGUUUAAGUAUAGCAGUGGUUGCUCCCUUACUCCGAUAUCUAUUUGCCGAACCAUUAGUUCAACAGAUGCAGAUUUUUCCAUCCAAUGACGCAUAUACCCAUAACUAAUUUUCUAGAUAUGUGAUGUGAUUAACUUAAUAAUCAAAUGAUGCCACAACUUUGAAAUUAUUAGGACCUAGGUAGCAACCCAACUUUUAUCCCAUCCUUCUAUGGCAAUGACUUGGAGGGGAAGUCAGAAGCCUAUUACUGAUUCAAGAUAUUGCCAGCUUUGUAAGAGAAGGUAAACAAAUGUCGACAGGUUUUAAAUGCACUCUUUUAAAAUGCUCUAGAAGACGUGAUUCUGUUAAUGACAUGCAAAAGUAAAAUUCCUCAAGGCGUAAAAACCUCCCAAGGCACUAUUGUAUCAAUCCAAUAGUCUUUGUAUUGUUAA